This is a messenger RNA of Paraglomus occultum, 188 nucleotides long. Lineage: Eukaryota; Fungi; Glomeromycota; Glomeromycetes; Paraglomerales; Paraglomeraceae. The record is from the annotation of a GenBank genome assembly.
AAAUAAUGAAAUUAGGAUUAAGUUCGGAGCCUAUCCUCUUGAAAAAAGAAUUGGUUUUGUUGCGAAAGAAAAAGGAGAAGAAGAAUGAGUUUGGACUGCGACUGAUUUCUCUUUUGAUGAUAAUGAAAAUAAAGAGUUGGCGAUUGGUUGAGGAAUUAUCUCUAGUGAGAAAGAUAAAGAAUGAGUAA